Molecule: messenger RNA, 2739 nt
Organism: Drosophila eugracilis
Lineage: Eukaryota; Metazoa; Arthropoda; Insecta; Diptera; Drosophilidae
Exons: 4
Coding region: 1100-2500 (466 amino acids)
Source: RefSeq, a predicted model, not a curated record
AUUAACUUGUUGCAUACGCGUCCUGGAGAAAAGCGGGAAAGUUCGCUAUUUUCCCCACCUCCUCGUUAGUGCACGGCGGGAAAAUUUGUAGAAAUGCAAAAAAAUCGUUGGAAAAGGGGGUUUAAACUGUGAUAUAUCGUCCUAGACGAAGGAAUAUUUAGUGAAAAACCAAACAAAAUCUAUUAAAAAGGAAUAAAAUAGAAAUAAUGUUUUGAAAAUUUCAUGCCAUCGAAUAUUAAACAAACUUACUUUAAAGGUCGUGAAGAUAAAUGACAGAAGUACAAGAUUAUUUUAAGUUAAAUACCUUUAAAUAUCAAAAACAAGUUAUUCUUAACUCAAGUUAGAAGGUUUUCCUCCCAAUAGUAAACUAUAAAAACGAGCAUAAACAAUAGACACAGAGAUAUAUUUAAUUUUUUAUUAGCAUUCUUUUAGUCUUCCUUAUUAUAAAAACCAUAUUUUAUAAUAAAUUUAGCAAACGCCUUUGAUAUUGUUAUUUUUGCACAUCAAAAGCGAUAUACACAAUUUAGAGAUCUAUUUUAAAUGAGAGAUGUUUUAGGUUGGACUGCUGGGAUUAAAACAACAUUAUUUAUCGCAUUAUCAGGCCAAGUUAUACACAUUUUCUGGCAGUGUGUGUGAGCCAUAAUUAUUUGCGUAUUGUGGGGCGCCAAGUGAACUUGUGGCUUGGUUCGGUCAGUGGUUGAGAGGGAGAAGUAGAAGGUGGUGAGGUGGUAGUAGCCAAAGAAUGCCGAGGACGGGCGGCGACGUUGGCAGUCGAUGGUGAUGACACUGAAGGGACGCCCCCACAGAAAAGCAGCAGCAACAACCACACUCGUGCUAUCGCUAAUCGAUGGCCGGCCAUCAAGAGCGCUAAGCAAAUAAGCAACAGGAGCCGCUUGGGUUGACUGGAGACAGAGACGGAGACCCCAAGUCCGAGAAUCAGAAGACCCGACCACGCCAAAGACAUCGGCUUCUCGGUCGCCGUCAACUACAACGCCGACGACGACGGCCAGCUAGAAAAUAAAUAAACAGUUUUAGUUGCCGUCGGCGAUUCCUGUGGAGCGGUGUCCCGAGCGCUGUUUCUCUUCCACCCACUCGAGAAAUGCUGGCCACCCAGGAGAACCGCUUCCAGCAUGUGUACUUCGCGCUAUCUGCCCUGGUGGCCAGCGCUAUGCUCGUCCUGGUCUACAUCUCCAUGCGCUCGAGCCUUAACGAGCGACUGCGAGAGGACCUGGCUAAAGCGCAGCGCCAGAUGAUCUUCGAGAGACCCAAUCCACAUUGGGACUACAGCAACAGUUGGCGCAGGAUAGGGAAUACCUCGCUUAGACAUGAAAUAUACUCGGCGUACUUCGAUGCCAGGACGGAUAUUAUAGCAAACGUCCGUCUGGAUGAAGAGCAGAUGACCAUAGGAUCGCUGCGUGUCUUCGCAAUUUUGCCAGAGCGUCUGCGCGACUCCUCUGUGAACUGCAUUGUGCGUUUCUCGGACUUCACUAGCCAAGAGAUUGUGGCUGAGGAGGCGGGGGCCAUGCAUGAUGUCCAUAACAAUACCUUUGCAGCGUGGAGCGUCAUGUGUCCGCUGCACGCCACCCGCCGUGCUCCCAUGCGGCUUCCUCAGGCGGUGGCCUUGGCUUAUGCCUCCAACCGACUGAGUCAUCUAAGUCCCACCUUUGUUCAGAUCAGUUAUCCCCGCAAUAUGACAAACCUGUUCGGUCGAUCCCGUCCCACGAUCUCCGUGUGCGUGGGACCUUUGCAGGAGAACUACUCAAAUGUCCUCCGACUGGUGGAAUUCGUAGAGAUGUACCGCCUGCAAGGCGCCACUCAUUUCUACUUCUAUUAUGUGGAGGCCAGUGAGGACGUGCGUCGUGUUCUGGAGCACUACCAAAGGAUUGGUUUGGCCGAUGUCUUCGAGUGGAAUGUCCAAGCACAUCUACAGGAUCUACAUUAUGCCGGAAUAGUCGCGCAAUUCAACGAUUGUGUGUACCGGGCAAAUGUGGUGGACAACUUCCGGUAUGCUGCUGUAGUGGAUCUGGACGAGGUGAUGAUGCCGCUGAAGCACAACACUCUAGCAGAUUAUCUACGUCAGUGCGACGAGGGCCGCACGGCGGGCUUCGUCUUUCGCAACGUCUUCUUCCACCGGCGGGACAGUAACGACACCUUCAAUGCCCCCAGCCAUGUCCUAAAUAGGUUACUCUAUACUCAAUCUAAAGUGCGGAGAACUCUGGAGGUGUUACCUGCUUAUAUUAGGAGUAAGGUGGUGGUGAACGCCAGGGCCAUUGUGGAGAUGGGCAACCACCAGGUUUAUCGAUCGGCACCCGGCUACGCCGAUCAUGUAGUGCAUCCUACAGUGGGAUUACUGUUUCACUAUCGGGACAAGUGCAUCAACUGCAAGAUGGUGCUAAUCGUGGACUAUACGGCAAGGAGAUUUGGUUCCCUGCUUUUCGAUCGAGUAGACAACACGUGCCUCGAGGUUUUUCUAAACCGCGGCGUCUGCGAUCUGGUGUAGCCUCUGAUCUGUGGUUCGACAAACGCCCCCUAAAAAAACCAGAGAUCUCUCGGGUCAGUUGUUUUCGUGGCCUCAGUCCGUCGACAUGCUGAAAUUCUGCUCGCUGCGUAGAAGCAAGGAGCCACCGAUUCCGGCACCAAAAGUGGCCAAGAGUGUACGACAAAUUAGAAUAAGUCCUAGCUGUUCCCAUCUAAGUGUUAUGUCGUAAUAAAUCGUGCUUUAAGUGAUUUGUGAUGUAA